Molecule: messenger RNA, 882 nt
Organism: Funneliformis geosporum
Lineage: Eukaryota; Fungi; Glomeromycota; Glomeromycetes; Glomerales; Glomeraceae
Source: the annotation of a GenBank genome assembly
AUGUCAUUUUUAUCUAACAACCACAAAAUUCAUUAUUACGAAAAAGGAGGUGAUCUUUUCCUUAAGGCUGAAAAUACAAUAUUUCUAAUUCAUAAAACAAUUCUUUCAUUAUCCUCCGAAUUCUUUGAAGAUUUAUUUAAACUCUCAACACUUUUAACUAAUAAAGAUGUGAGAAUUAUUGAAAGAACCGAAAAAUCCUCCAAUAACUCUUUUCCUACAAUUGAGGUGAAUAAUGAAACUUCUGAAUCAAUCGAAAGAAUGUUAUCAUUCAUUUAUCCAAAUGCUUUUGUUGAAAUAACUUGGGAAAAUGUUGAAGAUUAUUUAAGAAUUUCAGACAAAUUCAUUAUUAGUAAACUUACAAAAAGUUGUUCCGUAUUUCUUUUACAUCAUUUUCAGGAAAAUGUUUUAUUAUCAUUCAUUUUGGCUGAUAAAUACUCGUUUCCUAAAUUAUUCAAAGAAUCUUCUAAACUUGUAUUAGAUGAUUUACAAAAAUAUCGUUCUGAUUCUACUUACGAUGAAUUGUCUCCAAGAACAAAACUUAAACUAAUGGAUUCUUGGUUUCAUUAUACAAAUUCUUUACAUAAAUACUUUAAAAUCGUUAGUAAUAGAUCGAUAAAACAAACAGAAAAAGUAGACAAAGUAAAAGUAACUACAUUUAGUGACUUUCUAUCUUCUGGAUUUCCAGAUCUUUUUUUGAAACCCUCAGAGUUCUCUAAAUUUUAUAUAGAUAUUGAUGAUAAAUUUUCACGUAUGUAUAGAAAUCCACCAAGUAUCGGAGAAUUAUUUAAAAAUUACGAAAAAUUGAAUACAAAUGAAAAAAAACCCGCAAUUGAAAAUAUCACAAAAUACAUUUUCAUUGAAUUGGAAAACUAUUCCUUUUAA